Messenger RNA from Varanus komodoensis (Komodo dragon), 379 nucleotides. RefSeq names its product ribosomal protein S28 (gene RPS28). Gene Ontology annotation, molecular function: structural constituent of ribosome. The transcript has 3 exons. Lineage: Eukaryota; Metazoa; Chordata; Lepidosauria; Squamata; Varanidae. Bases 63 to 272 code for a protein of 69 amino acids. Gene Ontology annotation, cellular component: cytosolic small ribosomal subunit; ribosome. Gene Ontology annotation, biological process: maturation of SSU-rRNA; ribosomal small subunit assembly; translation. The record is from RefSeq and is a predicted model, not a curated record.
UUCCGGGUCGUCUAUAAAGCGCCGCGCGCGGCCACGUGAUUCCCUCUCCCUCCGGCGCCGCCAUGGAUACGAGCCGCGUGCAGCCCAUCAAACUGGCCCGGGUCACCAAAGUGCUGGGCCGGACCGGCUCGCAGGGCCAGUGCACCCAGGUCCGUGUGGAAUUCAUGGACGACACCAGCCGUUCGAUCAUCCGCAACGUCAAAGGCCCAGUCCGGGAGGGCGACGUCCUGACACUGUUGGAGUCUGAGCGCGAGGCCCGGCGGUUGCGCUGAGCCCUGAUGGGGUGAAAACUCCUCAGCAUGACCCGCUUAUUCGAUCUGCUCUGGGCAAGAUGAGUCAUCAGAUGCGAUUGAAAUAAAGUUUGUUGCCUUCCCAUAAA